AUGCUUCAAUCACGAUGGGCGACGCAGCCCGAGAAGACGGAGGAGAAAGCCACGACGCCUGCAACAAUCGCUAAAGAAACCGCCGGACCGGCCGAGACGCAGCCAGCAGCAGCACCUGAAGCGUCUUCGUAUGCACCGACGGACACAUCAUAUGACCCCGCCUACAAUGACCCGUCAAUCGACCCUUUUGCUCAGACGGCCAGCACAGACGAUCUAUUUUUCGACGAUGACAUCAUUCCCAUUUCUGCGCCAGUCGUGGAACGAGGCCCUCCUCAGGUCGAAGCCCCCAAGCCCGUUUCUGCGCCUGAUGAGGCAACACCACCGACUGCACCCCAGCAGCACCUCGCGCCGCAUACGCCAAGAGGUCCGAGCAAUGGCGAGAGGGGAGGUCGUGGCCGUGGAAGGGGCAAGGGCCGUGGACGUGGACGAGGCGGCCACGCUGCUGAGAGCAGAGAUGUGAGGGAGACCAGAGACAUUCGGGAAAGCAGAGAUAUCAGGGAGACCAAGCCUGACAAGGAAGCCACACAAGAAGCGGAACCAGCACCCGCCGCUGCCACUGCUCCCACUACUGACAGCGUCGACCCUACUGGGUCGAAAGACAAGCCUGCCCACUCUGUCCGUGGCGACAGGACCUUGACAGGCGGCAAUGCACGUACCCGUCUCACCGAAGAACAACUGAACGCCAAAGUUAACUCUAUGCGAUCUAAGAACGAAGCAUUGCAGACUGCCCACGCACGCGCAGAAGCUGAUGUCGCCAAAUAUGAGGCACGUGAAGCCGCCCUCAAGAAACAAGAUGUCGAGCGUAAGAAGGUGCAAGCCGAGAAGCAAAAGGCCGAUCGCCAGAACCGUCAACAAAUGAUGGGCGAACGAGAAAAGAACAGGCUUAGGAAGCUAAACGCCCAGCAGGGUAGAGAAUGGGACUUUGAGAAAGAGGACGGCUUCGAUGGAACCGGAGAGGAGAGAAGGCGCGGCGCUACAAGAGGAGCUCAUGGAGGUGUUGCACCUUCUCGGCCGUCUGGUCAAGCUCCUGAGAACGAGCAGCCUGAAGAAUAUCAUACACCGCAGUCGCAACGUGGACGAGGCAGAGGUCGGGGUGGUAGGGGAGGCCGUGGCGGACGUGGUGAUCACGCUGCAUCCGAGCACAAGAGACGCGAGCAGCAACCACCGUCGUCAGCUGACUUCCCCGAACUACCUUCUACCACCACUGCAGCCCCCAAGGAGUCUGAUGCACCCAAGAAUCUCGACUUCCCCGUCAAGGGCAAGGCCGCAGAGACCAAGGACAGCGAGCCGGAACGUCCUGCCAUUCAGAAGCAGGAUUCGUUCGGCAUACCGUCGCCUAUGGACAAGGGUCGCAGUUGGGCUGACGAGGUCGAGUCAUAG
This is a messenger RNA of Dothidotthia symphoricarpi CBS 119687, 1380 nucleotides long. RefSeq lists its product as uncharacterized. The transcript is spliced from 2 exons. The coding region runs from base 1 to 1380 and encodes 459 amino acids. Lineage: Eukaryota; Fungi; Ascomycota; Dothideomycetes; Pleosporales; Dothidotthiaceae. The record is from RefSeq and is a predicted model, not a curated record.